Pristis pectinata (smalltooth sawfish) is the source of this 2047-nucleotide messenger RNA. Its product is annotated as E3 ubiquitin-protein ligase MARCHF5-like. The record is from RefSeq and is a predicted model, not a curated record. Bases 118 to 996 code for a protein of 292 amino acids. The transcript has 6 exons. Gene Ontology annotation, molecular function: zinc ion binding. Lineage: Eukaryota; Metazoa; Chordata; Chondrichthyes; Rhinopristiformes; Pristidae.
CUCGCUUCCCCGAUCGUCCAAUCGGCUCGUAAGUUCGCGUUCCGCCGUACGAGGCCUGAAGCCUGGGUCCAGAGUUUGUUUUGCCAAGUGCCAGUUCUGCAGCGGCUGGCUGGGGAUAUGGCGGCGGUAGCGGGGCUCCCGGGGCUGGAGAGGAACUGCUGGGUGUGCUUCGCCACUGACCUCGAUGAUCGCUCUGCAGAAUGGGUAAGCCCAUGCCGAUGUAAAGGGUCAACAAAAUGGAUCCACCAGGCAUGUCUACAGCGAUGGCUUGACGAGAAACAAAAGGGGAACAGCACGGGCCGGGUGGCGUGUCCACAAUGCAACACGGAGUACUUGAUUGUCUUCCCGAAGUUAGGUCCAGUUGUUUAUUCCUUGCACCAAGUCGACCGCAUUCUGUCCAAAGCCAGCCCGUUUGCAGCAGCCAGCAUCGUGGUGGGGACUGUGUACUGGUCGGCGGUGACGUACGGAGCGGUGACUGUAAUGCAGGUUGUGGGGCACAAGAAAGGUUUGGACCUGAUGGAGCGGGCGGAUCCUCUCUUCCUGCUGAUGGGGCUGCCCACCAUUCCAGUGAUGCUCAUUUUGGCCAAGAUGAUCCGAUGGGAGGACUUUGUGCUUCGGAUGUGGCGCAAGUACUCCAGCAAGCUUCAAGUUCUCAGCAGCAUUUUCCCAGGUUUCGGAUGCCCCAUUCCUCGUAUACCUGCUGAGACCAACAAUCGAAGUGAUCACACGUCCGUCUCUCGCAUCCUAUGCGGCGCGCUCGUCUUCCCAACGAUAUCCAGCUUGGUUGGCAAAUUAAUAUUCAGCAGCGUGAGCUCCAAUCUGCAGCGAACUAUCUUGGGAGGGAUUGCCUUUGUCGCUAUCAAGGGGGUUUUAAAGGUUUACUUCAGGCAACAGCAAUAUCUCAUCCAGGCGAACCGCCGAAUUCUCAACUAUCCUGAGAGGGGAGAGGAACAAGAAGAUCCACAGGAGGCCUAUGAGGACUCGGGGAGUGACUAAAGGAGGGAAUGAUCGGCUGUGAUGCGAGCAGGCACAGACCCAGUUAACUUCUGACUCUCCGGGUUGUUGGAAUUAGCGUUCAACAUAAUCCCACUUGAAGCAGAUGUGGUGCUGUAGUCACAUUUGCUGAGGUUUAUAAUCCAGCCCAGCUGAGUAUAUCCACCCUGUCACCUUGUUGUUGGACAGAUAUUUGCCCUAAUUUUUAAACUGCCUGUUUCUCCUUUAAUUGCUUCUAUUAUUAUGACUCAGUAGCUGGGGGACUAAACACUACUACCACAAAGUAACCUCCUGGCAUCAGCUCAAGCUGACAACCAUGCUCUCAUAUGUGCUGAUCUGGACAACAGCUUUCCCAUGGCGUUUGAGGUCGUGUAUAUAAUACCCAAUUCUAUUGUAAUAACGCCCUUUGUGUGGCUAUAUUAAAGCGGGGGUAAUCUUUUUCUCUAGCCUUGGGCUGAAUCUCAAUCCAUUCACAAAUGGACAGUUGUUCAAAAGCACCCCUGUAAAGCCCCAUAUUUUUCCAGGAGGGAAGGGUUGGUGAUAAUAUUUGUGGUCCACCCUGGCUGCCAGAUUCUUUUGGGAGUUCAGACCCUGAAUUGUGACAAUUUUUCUGGUGAUAUCAAGACCACAGUUAAAUAUUUGUGAUUAACUGGAGCUUUACAAACUUGUUCACAGGGAACGUUUUCUGUGUUCAUUGCACAGGCCACCAUGCAGAUUGGUCAAAGAUCAUUAUGUCAGCCUGGGCUUACUGUUUCAAACCUGUGGGCAUCACAAUAAAAUUGUGCAUCAAAAUAAACAAGUUGAUUUUAUACAUAUUUUAGAAGUAGCAUAUUAUAGAUUAACAAAUUUGUCGUAUCUUCGUAUCAAUUGUUUCUUUAUAUCUGCAGAAAAUUUAUUUUUAAUUGAGUUUCUUUUGUGUGCUGCCAUAGCAACUACCAUAAUUGCUGUAAAAUUUGUUUAUUUUUUAUUUAUAUAAAGCUGUUUGGAAUAAUUAAGCUGGAGCAAAAUAAGGAUUCUGAAGAAAUUUAAUUUAAUAAAAAUGCCACCUUCCGAA